AUGAGUACCAUGACAGAAGAAAAUAAGAGGAGAAGGUCGGUGAAUUUUACCAUGAGGGAACAGAAUCUACUAUUUUCCAUUGCAUUAAAACAUAGAAAUGUAAUUGAAAACAAACAGACCAACGCAACUACAAAUUGUGAGAGAAAUGAAGCAUGGUCAGAAGUUGCCAAAGAAUUUAAUGCAACUAGCACAGAUUUCAACAAUAGAACCGUCGAACAACUCAAAAGAUGUUACGAGAAUAGACGUCAAAGUUUGAGGAAACAGAAGGCUGAAGUACGCCAGGAAUGCUUAAAAACAGGAGGUGGCCCUCCUCCAGAGCAAAAGAAAGAGCCAGCUGCCUUGUUAGUUUUAGCAACAAUGGACCCUCUAACAGUUGUGGGCGAUACAAAUACAUAUGACUCAGAUUCUGUCAGUACGAUUAUUAAAGAUUCUGGUCAUACUGAAGAAAAUGAAAUUCAAAUAAUUUUUGAAGUACCUGAGAAUCAACAGCCUGAAGAAAAGGGAGUAAGGGAUGAAGAUCAUGAAAAUCAGAACUUCCGUGAAGAUAUUGAGGUGUGUAUAGCCAAAAUAAAAUAUUCAGUCCAUCUCAUCAGCAAGGACUUGAAGACUGUUUCAUAUGUUUGCAUUUUGUCUUUUAUUGAAAUGCUGUGCAUUUUGCCAUUGUGUAAUGACACAUACAUUCCACAAAAGAAAGAUUGGAAAAAAUAUCACUCAUCUGAUUUGAAAAGACCUUUAAAUCCAGCAUUACUGAGAAGUAAUGCUGCUACAGCAGGUACAAAAAAAACGAGACAAGCAGAUUCACAGCUAGAAUCAGAAAACCUACAAACAAGAUCUGAGCACCAUGGUACAGGAGUAGCAACAAGGACAGGAGUGGGAAACAGAAGGGGCUUGGAUCGAGGGAUAGAUAGACGGAGGCCAACUGCAACAGUUGUCAAAGCACUUGCAUCAAGUGCUUUAGCAGAAAAAUACAAUGUCCUUGCUGACAAGAAAAAUGUUAUUGCCGAGCAUGCUAUACGAAAAAUGGAGAAGGAAAGGCUUUAUGCUGAAAAGGAGCAUGGACUAAAAAUGAGAGGCUUACAGCUUGACAUUGAGAUUAAACAAAAGCAACUGCAGAAACUGCAAGAAGAACCCAACUGUUUUUGA
This is a messenger RNA of Ceutorhynchus assimilis (cabbage seed weevil), 1143 nucleotides long. The record is from the annotation of a GenBank genome assembly. NCBI's taxonomy places the organism in Eukaryota, Metazoa, Arthropoda, Insecta, Coleoptera, Curculionidae.